AUGCCGUUUAUGAUUAUACCAAUUGCGCCGAUAAUGAUAAAUAUAUUUAUUUCUGAUAAUUCAAGUUUACCAAAACAAUUGCUGUUUGUUCAAUAUGAAUAUUUAUUUGACAUAAAAAAAUAUUAUUAUCCAGUUAUGCUUCAUAGUUACUUGGGAACUUGUGCAUUUAUUAAUGUUAUUGUUGCUCUGGACACAACAUGCAUGGUAUAUAAUUUAAGCAAGAUUGACAAUGAAACAAGCCAUAAUUUUGCCUUCAAGCCAACAAAAUAUUACGAUAAAUCUCAUGAAGAAAUGAUAAAAUGCAUGGAAUUACACCAGCGAAUAUUAGACUAUGCAAAAUUAAUUGAAGAUUCACAUUAUAUAUCAUAUUUUUUUCAACUUGGUAUCAAUAUGAUUUGCAUUUCGUUUACGGGUUUCCAAAUAGCAACAAAAUUCAGCAUAGCACCAGACGUGUCAAUAAGAUUCGCAGCCUUCACAUCAACUCAAUUAGCUUUUUUAUUUCUUCAAAGUUUCCCAGGACAACAAUUAUCUGAUUCUAGUUCUCAAGUUUUUCAAGAUGUUUAUAGUGCAAAGUGGUAUAAAACAUCAAUGAGAACAAGAAAAUUAUUUUUUUUAAUGUCAAUGAGAAGUGCCAAACCUUGUAUAUUAACAGCGGGUCGAUUUUAUGUUUUGGGACUUGCUAAUUUUGGAACGGUUGUCAGAACUUCAAUUUCUUAUGUCAUGGUCUUGCUCUCGAUGGAAUAAUUAAAUUUUCAUAGUAGUCAUGUUAUAGUUACCAUUUUUCAUACACACUAUUAUCA
Aphidius gifuensis is the source of this 800-nucleotide messenger RNA. RefSeq names its product odorant receptor 9a-like. Gene Ontology annotation, cellular component: plasma membrane. NCBI's taxonomy places the organism in Eukaryota, Metazoa, Arthropoda, Insecta, Hymenoptera, Braconidae. The record is from RefSeq and is a predicted model, not a curated record. Gene Ontology annotation, molecular function: odorant binding; olfactory receptor activity. The transcript is spliced from 6 exons. The coding region runs from base 1 to 744 and encodes 247 amino acids. Gene Ontology annotation, biological process: sensory perception of smell; detection of chemical stimulus involved in sensory perception of smell.